Molecule: messenger RNA, 1555 nt
Organism: Nylanderia fulva
Lineage: Eukaryota; Metazoa; Arthropoda; Insecta; Hymenoptera; Formicidae
Source: RefSeq, a predicted model, not a curated record
AUGGCGCAAAAUGCCGUCAGCGAAGCCGGGGGAAAACGAGCGGCCCGGCGCGACGAAGGCGAACAAGUCGAAGCGCUUGCAGCGGAACCACCACCACCGGAACCAACACCAACGCCAGAACCAGCGCCAGUUCCGGUUCCCGCAAUUCCGCCAGCGGAAUCCGCACCCACACCCUCGCCAGCACCCUCGCCGGCACUUCCAACCGAAGGUGCUCCAGCAGUUCCUUCCGCAGAAGGUGCCCCACCGGAAGGAGCUGCGCCCGCGCCUGCUGAAGGUGCGCCUCCAGCAGCUCCAGCAGAAGGUGCACCGUCUGCGGAAGGUGUCGCACCUCCGACGGAAGGUUCCGCGCCACCAGCGGAAGGAACUGCGCUUCCCGCUGAAGGAACCGCACCUGUUGCUCCUGCGGAAGGAGUACCACCAGCGGAAGGUGCACCGGCUGAAGGAGCACCUCCAGCUGAAGGCUCCGCACCCGCUCCUGUCGAGGGUGCACCCGUAGAAGGAGCACCCACUGCACCUCCAGCGGAAGGUGCAACACCAGCAACACCGGAAGGAACUCCUGCGGCUGCGGCAGCGGAAGGAGCUCCUGCAGUCGAAGGAACUACUCCUGCAGCAGCUCCAGCGGAAGGUGCACCAGUACCUCCCGAAGGAGUGGCUGUUGCACCAGCAGACGCGACACCCGCGGCUCCAGCACCGGCGCCCGCCGAAACUAAUCUAGUUUUGAUAUUGCGAGUUACAAUCCGCAUCAGAGGCAAUCCCGCGCAAAAGAGCGCGAAAUACAUCAUGAACGCACCUGCAUCGUAACUUGGACGAAAAUGAGAAAGAAGAGAGAGCGAAGGAUCACACAUUUUUCUGCCACUUUCCUCUCGUCAAGCUUUGGAGGAACCUGCACGGUGCAAAAAUAUAAAAAAUGGAUAUGAGAAACCGCCUUUACGAUAUCUCGCAGUUAUCUUAUCAUCCUCGUCAUCAUCAUCAUCAUCAUUAUCAUCCUCGUCGCCCAGCGUCCUUACCAUCAUCUCUAUCGCCGCUGCCUCAUCGCUCAUGCCUUGCAUAUUCAUCGCUCAUGCAUCACGAAACUCGCACGUGCCGCACGAGAUACAAAGGGAAACAGAAUAACUACGUGCGAGAAACAGAGAAAGAGAGAGUCGCGUGUCUCACCGCGUGAUAUGUCUUAUACGGACUCGACGCGGAGCUCAUAUUUUAUUUGUCUGAUAUCCGUUAUGGGAAACGAAUCUGCGUGUCAUUAAAAUGCCGGAAACGAAACUGUCCUUAUUCGGCGAACGCGAGCUGCGAUUAUUAAUCGAGAUUAUGUCAAGCGCAUUAUACGCACACGAUUUUGUCACGUUCGCUCGAGCACUCCGAUAACUUUUCUAUCAAACGAUUGCUAUUAAUAGCAACAAUGGUGCAAGUAACGAACUAAACGCGCGUCGGAAAUUCUGAAAAUAAUCCACUGCGGCACGUCGCAGUUCUCUUUACACAGAUCGAUAUCGAAUCGACACAUCUUCUGUAUACGAGAAAUUGGAUUUCGUAAUAAAAGCUUUUCUUCGAUUACUGGUAA